AUGGUUCUUUUCAACAUGAUAAGCGAGCUCAAACCUGGAAACAUGCACUGGGGAUUGCGUGUUCGCUUAGUUCGGUUGUACUCUGUCCCUAUGUACAAUGACAAGUCAAAGAUUUCAAGUUUGGAGUGUGUUUUCCAUGAUAGAACUGGGGAUCGUAUUCACGCCACGGUGAACUUAGAAGUUAGAACCACUAAUCACAUUCACAAAAGCAAAGGCAGCAUAAGUAAGCAGCUUAAAAUGGAUUCAAAAUUGCCGCUAACCACCAAAACAAAAACUCCAACCGUCAUGUACAAGGUUCACUAA
This is a messenger RNA of Striga asiatica, 303 nucleotides long. The record is from the annotation of a GenBank genome assembly. Lineage: Eukaryota; Viridiplantae; Streptophyta; Magnoliopsida; Lamiales; Orobanchaceae.